AGUUGGCAGCACCGCCCGUCGCUGGCCGAGCUGAAAAACCAAACAAACCGAAAGAAAGCAGAAGUGAAGUUGUUGUCGCGACGGAAAGGUGUUAAAAAAAAAUAAAACGCGAAGCGCACCGCAGUCCGGUUGUUAUAAUUUUUUUUUUCGGUGCCACCCAGUUUUGUUUUGAUUUUUAAAACAUAAAAGAAAGAGAUUAACUGUGCGCGUUUCCGUUUGUUUUCCUUUUUCGGUUUGCGAAAUGCGCGCGCGCAAUUAAAGAAAAGCCGAGGAGGCGAGCGACUCUUCUUAAGGAAAAUUCAGCUACGCAUCUUGAGGCUGCAGCGGCAGCAGCAGCAGCAACAAUAAAAACGCAAACAGAAAAGGAACCAAAAACUAAACUCAUUAAAAUAAAACCCUUGGAGGAGACCUCUCUCCCAGAGACAACAAAUGUCGUAAACAUUGGACUAAAAGGGGACAUUGGAUUCUAAGCACAGCAACACAUUCGUGGGACAUUUUUCGCUAAGAGCUUCCUGGUCCCUGGAACUUUGUAACCACCACUCAACCACCUUUGGCAGGCGUCGACUGUUGCCGCUGGGUAGCAGCGGCGGCGCCGCAUGGACCAUGCCGUGAAGGCGACGCGUGGCCGCCCGCUCAACACGCUGCGCUUCGAGAAUGAUGAGCUGGAAUGCCUCUACCAGCGGUACACGCUCAAGCUGCAGCGCUUCUCGGUGCUGGGCGUGGUGGCGCUGGUCGUUGUCCUCUGCGGCGUGAUGGCGGCCCUGUCGCUGGCCUUUAACAAUGCGGCCACUUUUCAUAACAUCUUCAAUGCAAUUGUUUGUGUGCUAUUCGCUGUGGUCCUGGUCUUGCUGCAGUGCUCCGUGAUCAAGGACCAUCACCUGCCCACUUUGUGCUAUGGCAUCCUGCUCUUUACCGCCAGCAUUUGUGUGGUGUCUAUGCCAACGCUGGGCAGCGUGUUCCCGGUGGACACCAAGGAGGUAAUGGCCGAGGGCGUCUGGCAAAUUGUCUUUGUGGUCUUCCUGGCCUAUGCCAUGAUGCCGCUGCAAAUCUGGGAGGCGGUGGCCUUUGGUAUUGCCCUGCCCUCGGUGCACAUUAGCCUGACUGUCUACAAGAUUUUCACGGAUGCCUUGCGUUACCUGGAAUACAAUCAGCUGAUUGCCAACAUUGUCAUCUUUAUUGGAGUGAAUGUGGCCGGUCUGGUGGUGAACAUCAUGAUGGAGCGGGCCCAGCGUCGCACCUUUCUCGAUACGCGGAACUGUAUCGCCGCUCGGCUAGAGAUCCAGGAUGAGAACGAGAAGCUGGAGCGGCUGUUGCUCUCCGUGCUGCCGCAGCAUGUGGCCAUGCAGAUGAAGAACGAUAUUCUGUCGCCGGUGGCCGGUCAGUUCCAUCGCAUCUACAUCCAGAAGCACGAGAACGUGAGCAUUCUCUUUGCGGACAUUGUCGGGUUCACGGUGCUCUCCUCGCAGUGCAGCGCCCAGGAGCUGGUCCGGCUGCUCAACGAGCUCUUCGGGCGCUUCGAUCAGCUGGCCCACGACAACCAUUGUCUGCGAAUCAAGAUCCUGGGCGAUUGUUAUUACUGUGUUUCCGGUUUGCCAGAGCCGCGGAAGGAUCAUGCCAAGUGCGCCGUCGAAAUGGGACUGGACAUGAUUGAUGCCAUUGCAACCGUGGUGGAGGCCACCGAUGUGAUACUGAACAUGCGCGUGGGCAUCCACACGGGUCGCGUGCUUUGCGGCGUUCUGGGUCUUCGCAAAUGGCAGUUUGAUGUGUGGUCCAACGAUGUGACCUUGGCCAAUCACAUGGAGUCGGGCGGUGAGCCCGGCCGGGUGCAUGUGACCCGUGCCACCCUCGACUCGCUGUCCGGCGAAUACGAGGUGGAAGCAGGCCACGGAGAUGAGCGUUCCUCGUACCUACGCGAUCAUGGGGUGGAUACGUUCUUUAUUGUGCCGCCGCCACAUCGCAGAAAGCCGCUGAUGCUUAAUACUCUCGGCGUACGAUCGGCGAUUGGAAGUCGACGAAAGCUCUCUUUCAGGAACGUGUCCAACGUGGUCAUGCAGUUGCUGCACACGAUCAAGUUCUCGGAGCCCGUUCCGUUCUCCAACAUAGCCACCGGAUCGUUUCCUUCAGCGGCAAGCGCUUUGGGCGGCGGUGUUGGUGGCGGUGGCGUCGGCAUUGGUGGUGUGGGCGUGGCACGUGGCAGCAGCUGUGAGGCAAACACCGGCAGCGGCGUGCAGGUGUCGGAGAAGGGAGGUUCGCGUAAGGUGAUCCGUCUGCAAAAGAUCUUGCAUGCAACACCGCCACCGCACGGCGUGAGCUAUGGCAGCGUAGGCGGCGGUGCCAGCGUCGUCCUUGGUGGUAGUGGUGGUGGUAAUAAUGGAGGAGGUGGUGGCGGUGGCGGUGUGGGCAGUGUUCAAGUGACCGUAGGCACAAAUCCCAACUCAACAGCGAGUACGAUUAGUCGCAUUCAUAGGCACAAUCACAAGAACAAUAAAUCGCAGUCAAAGGUGGCGGACAAGUUCAAGCGACCCUUCCGGAAGCGUCACUCGGUGGCUGCCCAUCAUCAGCCCACCAAUCGGGUGAAUCGCUUCCUGUCGCAGGCGAUCAAUGCCCGGUCCGUGGACUGCGACAAGUCGGAGCACGUGGAUAGGCUGACGCUGCGCUUCCGGCAGAGCGACAUGGAGCGCGAAUACCACAAGGACUUCGAUCUGGGCUUCACCACGGCCAUGGGCUGCUCCCUGCUGCUGCUCAUCCUGGGAGCGGCACUUCAGGUGACCGCCUUGCCGCGCACACUCAUUCUGCUGCUGCUCUUUCUCACCGCCUUCAUUUGGGUGAGCGCCAUACUAAUGCUUCUACUCGCCGUGCGUCUCAAGUGGAUCAUCUGGGACAUUUCGGAGAGCUUCUCACUCCGCAUGGCCAUCACGAUCUUUACGAUAAUCCUUAUCUACUCCGUGGGUCAAGUGAAUGUGUUUACUUGUGUCUCGGACCAUCCCUGCUCUGGCAAUGCAACGGCCACUGCCUGGUCUAGUCGCCGGGAGCUGGACCCGCACUUCUUCUCCUACCCAAACGAUUCGCACCGCAAGUGCUCCCUGCCGCAGUACGUUUCCUUGUCGGCUGCCUUUGCCUUUCUGUCCGUCUCCGUGUUCCUCAGGCUGCCCAUAAUAUUCAAGUCGCUGCUGGUGCUGGGCAUGGGCACCAUCUAUGCUUUGUUCAUCGAGCUGUCGCACCAGAACAUCUUUGAAUGCUACGACAACCGGGUCAACGCCUCGAUUCCGCUUCACUUGAUCUCGCUGGCCCGCAUAGCCAUCUUCAUGAUUGCCAUUCUGGUGCACGGCCGCCUGGUGGAGGGCACUGCCCGGCUGGAUUUCCUUUGGCAGCUGCAGGCCUCGCAGGAGAAGAAGGAGAUGGACGUGCUGCAGGAGUCGAACAAGCGCAUUCUGCAUAAUUUGCUGCCCGCUCAUGUGGCUGCACAUUUCCUCGAUGCGCAAUUCCGCAACAACAUGGAGCUCUACCAUCAGAGCUACGCCAAGGUGGGCGUCAUCUUUGCCAGCGUGCCCAACUUCAAUGAGUUCUACACUGAGAUGGAUGGCUCUGAUCAGGGUUUGGAGUGCCUCCGGCUGCUGAACGAGAUCAUAGCGGACUUUGAUGAGCUCCUAAAGGAGGAUCGUUUCCGGGGCAUUGACAAAAUCAAGACCGUGGGCAGCACCUACAUGGCCGUGGUGGGUCUCAUACCCGAAUACAAAAUCCAACCCAACGAUCCCAACUCGGUGCGGCGCCACAUGACCGCGCUCAUCGAGUAUGUGAAGGCCAUGAGGCUAUCCCUCCAGGAGAUCAACAGUCACUCGUACAACAACUUUAUGCUGCGCGUUGGCAUCAACAUUGGGCCAGUGGUGGCCGGGGUAAUUGGAGCCCGGAAGCCGCAGUACGACAUCUGGGGCAACACUGUCAAUGUGGCCAGUCGAAUGGACUCCACCGGUGUGCCGGGCUACAGCCAGGUGACCCAGGAGGUGGUGGACAGCCUAGUGGGAUCGCACUUUGAGUUUCGCUGUCGCGGCACCAUCAAGGUGAAGGGCAAGGGCGACAUGGUCACCUACUUUCUGUGCGACAGCGGCAACAAGUCCUUAAACGGGGAGGUACGCAACGCCAUGUCCCUGCCGCAGAGUUUGCAUGCCCCGGACUAUUACAUGAAGGCCUCGCAGUUCCCGGAGAAUCGCGUCAACACGGACACCUACAGCAAGAAGGAGAACGGUCACCUAUAUCCGGGUGGCGGCGAGGAGCAGCAACUUCUGCUGCAGCAUCAGCACAAGCAGCUCGAUCCGCUGCCGCUGCCUGCCCCGCAGCCACCGCCACCGCCGGUGCACCAUCAUCUGCACCAGCAGCAGCAGCAGCGGCUAAACAGCAAGCUGCAGAAGCAGCCCAACUUCAUGGCCAACGGCGGACUGCCCAAUAUAAGGGAGAACGGGAAUGGGAAUGGAAAUGGGAACGGGCACAAUGGCGAACAGCAGCAGCAUGGGGACUUCACUUCCACGACGACAGCGCCGGCUGCAGUGGCGGUUGUUCCCUUCCAGCACCAGCUACAGUUCCAGCAUCCACACCCACACCCACAUCCAGUGCAGCACCACCAAAUCCUACUCCAGCACCAGCAUCAGCUGCAGCUGCAGCACCAGCACCAGAACCAACCCGUUCCUCCGGUAAUGUUGCGCGAGUUUAAUAUUAUUGAGAACCCAACUUUGGGCGGCAUCCGGCAUCCGCAGUUGGAGCAGCUGCCGCCGCAGCACCAUGGCAGCCUAGAUCUAAACGAGAUGGGCGGAAACAUGGGCUUGGGCAUGGGCAUGGGUGUGGGUAGCGGCGGUGACUGCUUCAUGAUGCCGCGAUCGCGAGAUCGGGACUUACGCACCUAUGCGCCGCCCUUUAACCAGCAUGGCCAUCAUCCACUACUGCAUCACCUCCAUUCGAAUCCGAACCCGCAUCAGAGCCAGCAUCAGCAUCAGAACCCGCCAUCGUCCACCAGUUUGGGCCUGGGCUAUGGCCACUGCCGGGAGAGCGAGCCGCUAUUGCAUGCCAGCAGCGUCGCGCCGGUAGCCAAGAUCAUGCCCAUGCAGCAUGCGCCAAAGUACGAGCCACCACGUUACACUUCUCCCCACACCGUGUUGUCACAGCAGCAGCAGCAGCAGCAGUCACAUCCCGCCCAGGAUCAGCAGCCACAGCGUCAGUAUGCCAUGUAUUCGCAGCAACAGCAGCUGCAGCAGACAACGCAGCAGCCACAGUUGCCCCCGAAGCCCGUGCUGCGUACGUACAUGAAGCCGCUGCCAAAGCUGCCGCCGGCAGAGCUGGAGGAGAGUCGGGACAUGUCCUCCACGGACGAUCUUAGCUCGCGGCCACACUCGCCCUCGAUGAGCAGCUCGGAUGAGAGCUACUCGAAGACCACCGAGGGCGAGGGCGAUUGUGAUGAAAAUCCGCCGCCGCCGCCACGGCUUCCCAAUGGCGGCCAACUGCAUCACCUGCAGCACCUGCAGCAUCUCGCCCAGCAUUUGCCGCAGCGCAACGGUCUGGUCAAUCCCCUGCAAUGGCUCUAUCCCUGCGACAUCCAGGUGGAUCCCACCUCACCGGUGGUGGAGCAGCUGCAUGACUUUGAGCUGAGCUCCACAGCCGAGAGCCAGGGUCAGGGACAGCACACCACCAGCAACACGACCACGACGACGACGAGCAAUGCCCAGCAGAACGGCAAGGGCGAUCCCAAGGUGGUGACCGCCACAUCGGCAACGGGUGUGGUCAGUGCCAUCACCGCCACCAAGUCACCCUUCGAGCGGGAGCUGCAGCGUCUGCUGAACGAGUCGACGCGAGCCCGCUGUCUGGCGGCUGCCACCACGGAUCACACGACCAGCAAUGGCAGCCGCGACAUGAGCUACUCCCUGAGCAACGGCCGGCUGAGCUCAAGCAAUGGCCAUGGGCCAGCAGGAUCCGGUUCGGGGGCGGGCAAUGGCAGUGGAAGUGUCAGUGCUAGUGGCAGCGGCAGCAGCAAUGGCAAUAUCAGUGGUGGCAGUGGCAGCAAUUCGAACACGGGCAACAACAACGGCGGCCACAAGCAGCAGCAACAGCAGCAGGAGCACAUGGAGCACCUGGAGCACGAACUGGUGUCUGGCAAGUUGCUGCCCGGAAGCAGCAGCUUCAUGAUUGCCAAACAUCCGGUGGGCUUGGAGGCCAUCAAGGAGAUAACGCGCAACAAGAAUCCCUCGGAGUCGAGCCAAAUGCAAACCUCGGACACGGAAUCCUGCGAGAUUCUGCACGAGAAUCGCAACCAGCAGAUUCAGGCCCUGGCCCUGCUGGAGAUGCACUCGAUCAAGGAGCAGCAGCAGCAGCAGCAGAGGUCACACCGCCAGCGACCACGCUCCAAGGAGCUGCAGUACAGCCACGAGAGCCUGGACGGUCUGGAUGGAGUGACCCAGCAGCAGCGGCAUCCACGCUACCACCACCAUCACCACCACCAACAGAGGCAACAGCAGCAUCAGCAGCAGCAGCAGCGAUAUAACCAUUUGCAGAAGCAGGAGCAGGACGAGCGUGACGAUACCGAGGACAACCUGGCCGACGAGGAGUUUGAAGACGAUGAAGUGGGUCGCGAUGUCCGCCAGAAGCGCCAACAAAGGCCCUCGGACCUCGGCCACAGGCCACAAAACGACGAUGACGAUGACGAGGAGCAGGAACAGCAACGGGAUCGGGAUCGCAGGGAUGCGGCAGGGUAUGGCCUGGAGGCCAAUGUGAUAAACGACGAGCUAAAGUAUGGAGCGGCGCACCUCAACCAUCAGUCCAUGGACUCGAAUCCCUUGGAGAGCCAAUCGGAGUGGUCGGACGACGAUUGCCGCGAGGAGGCCACAGGUGGAGCCGAGUCAACUGGCUACAUAACCGAUGAGCCCGGCCUGGAGAACAUCUCCCUGCUGAAUGAGGCCGGGCUGACCGAUGCCGAGGGCGCUCUGUCGGACGUCAAUUCCCUGUACAAUGCACCCGAUGUGGACGACACCUCGGUGUCCAGCCGGGCCAGCUCGCGCCUGCUCAGCCUGGACUCGCUGAGCGGGCUCUAUGACUGCGAUCUGGACUCCAAGCAGGAGCUGGCCAUUGUCAAUGCCUCGCACAAGAUAACCAGUAAGUUUGGGCCGCCGCCGCCGCCAUCGCCGGCACAGUCGCAGUCGCAGACCCAAUCCCAGAAUCAGGCGCAGGCGGAAGAGCUGGAGUAGAGAGUAAAGAUUGAAAGUACUUAAGAGGGGGAAGUGAAAAAUGAGAAACUCGAAACGUUGUUAUUGCUACAAAUGCAAAAUGGUGUCUAUUAAUUAACAAAAAGCAUACAUACAUGUAAACCUAAAGCUAGAAUAUAUGCAUAUACAUAUGACGUAAUGCCCCUUAGGUAUUAGCGAGACUCUCGUAUACAUAGUAUAUGCAGUUGAGAUCUAUAUAUAUAUAAUACAUAUAUAUCUGUAGCUAGUAAGCAGCACGUACAUCCAGUUAAGCGUUUCCAGUUACUAUAUCCCGCAAAGCAAAGCAAACUUAAUCUAUAUUUCGCGAUAUGUGUAAGACCAUGUAUUCAUCAUUUAGUGCGCUUAGGACCUCCUAAGGACUCCCAUCUGUUAUUUAUACCAUAUACUAUAUUAUAUGUGUGUGUAUUUUGAAGCGAAUUAAUUGCAUGACAAGUUUUGUAAAUAAACCUAAUAAAAUAUACAGAGACUGCGGCACACAUUGA
This is a messenger RNA of Drosophila kikkawai, 7723 nucleotides long. It is a transcript of the gene rut, whose product is annotated as adenylate cyclase rutabaga. The record is from RefSeq and is a predicted model, not a curated record. Gene Ontology annotation, cellular component: plasma membrane. NCBI's taxonomy places the organism in Eukaryota, Metazoa, Arthropoda, Insecta, Diptera, Drosophilidae. Gene Ontology annotation, molecular function: adenylate cyclase activity. Gene Ontology annotation, biological process: cAMP biosynthetic process; adenylate cyclase-activating G protein-coupled receptor signaling pathway; intracellular signal transduction.